Dunckerocampus dactyliophorus (ringed pipefish) is the source of this 4872-nucleotide messenger RNA. RefSeq names its product P2Y purinoceptor 1. Gene Ontology annotation, cellular component: membrane. Gene Ontology annotation, biological process: G protein-coupled receptor signaling pathway. Lineage: Eukaryota; Metazoa; Chordata; Actinopteri; Syngnathiformes; Syngnathidae. Gene Ontology annotation, molecular function: oxysterol binding; G protein-coupled receptor activity. The record is from RefSeq and is a predicted model, not a curated record. The transcript is spliced from 2 exons. Bases 119 to 1093 code for a protein of 324 amino acids.
CCUACACCACAUCAAGACAGGAAACUAAACAGCGAGACAUUUGAAACAGCAAUGUAACAUUUUCUCCAAGGCAAGAUCAAGACAUCUCCGGAGCACAUAGGUGACGCGGGAAUCGGCCAUGAUGAAUCAAACAGUGUCAGUGUCAGAGUGUCAGCUCCCGCCAACCGAGUACCAGCUCUACUUGUUCCCGGCCGUCUACAUCUUCGCUCUUCUCUUCGGUCUCCCGGGCAACUUGGUGGCGCUCUACGUGUUCGCCAUCAAGUUCAGCCCCCGCACGGCUUUCAGCGUCUACAUCAGCAACCUGGCGCUGGCCGACGUAGUCAUCCUGUGCACGCUCCCAUUCCGCAUCCACUACCAUCUUCGUGGGAAUGACUGGGUGUUCGGUGACGUGGCCUGUCGUGUCACGGGGGUCCUCUUCUACGGCAAUAUCUACUUGAGCAUCUGCUUCAUGACGUGCAUCUGCCUGGACCGCUACGUGGCCACAGUGCACCCGCACGCCUACUUGAGGCUGAGGAGCACACGGUGCUCGCUCCUCGCCAGCGCCGCCCUCUGGGGUGUGGCGGUAGUGGCCGUACUGGUUUUCAUCCUCAUGGGACCCCUGGAGACCAACACUAAUGCUUCAGGAGGCCACAGCUGCUUUGAGAACUUCACCGCGCAAGAGUGGAGCUCCCGUCUGGUGGCCUACAGCCUCCUGAGCCUCAUCUUCUGCUCCCUGCUGCCAUCCGCCAUCAUCCUGGUGUGCUACCCGCUGGCUGCAAGGCGCAUCUCCAGGAUCCACACGAUGACAGCCCGCAGAGCCCUGAGGGUCAUCUACACCAUCCUGGCCAUCACACUUCUGUGCUUCCUGCCCAACCACGUGGUCUACCUGCUGCACCUGUUGCGCCGCUUGGAGGUCAUCCAGAGGUGCGCCCCCGCCAACGCCAUCUACGCUGCCAGGAGGGUCACCAUGGCCCUCGUCAUCCUCAACACUUGCCUGGACCCUCUGCUCUACUACGUCACUACCAGCCACUGUACGUGGAAGCCCCUGAGCAGGACUUGGCUGUGGGGGAGAGUACGGAGGCGUCGUGGCGUUUAUACCAUCACGAUGCGAUGAGACAGGAUUAGUUGAGCAACACUGGACUAUAAAGUAUCAAUCGAUCACAGCUUGGACUUAAUUCUUCAUUUUAACAAGACAUUGUUUGCCUCCAACUUUGUGGGAACACUUUGGGCAAGACCCUUUUCCAUUCCCAGUGCACAAAGCAAGCUCCAUAAAGGCAUGCUUGGAGGAGUUUGGUGUGGAAGAACAAGAACAGUGUCCAACACCAGAAAUGGACAAAAAUCCCCACAGCCAUGCUUCAAAAUAGUAGUCUUCCAAUGAGGAUUAGGGCCACGUUAAAAAGGAAAACAACGAAUGAAAAAUAUAUUCAUGUAAUAUUAGCAGAAUUACGUUUUCAGGGUUCCUACGGAUCUGAUAUUUCAAAAUUCCAGACUUUUUCCAGACUCAGUAAAUAGAUGUAUAUCAUUAGAGCCGCAACAAUUAAUUGAUGAAUCGGUGAUUAAUCGAUUAUCCAGUUAAUCGACAACAAUUUUGGUCUUCAAUUAAUUGUUUUCUUUGUUUGAAAAUGUAAAUACCCUCUGAUUUCCGCCUCUCACAUGUAAAUAUUUUUUAAAUUUCCUUAGUCAUCCAUGAAAACAGACCUUUUAUCUUUGUGUUUAAGGCAAAACAAGACGUUCACACACAUCAGCUUUGACUGUGGAAAAAAUUUUUUUUUGCCUCUUCUCUGAUAUGUUGCGGACCAAACCACUAACUGUUUGUUUGGUUGAUGUUGCUUUGGUCCAUCUAGGGCCUGACCAAUUACUCUAUUAACCCAAACAACAAGCUUCAGAGUUAUAGACAAAGAAAACAAUCGUUAAUUGCAGCCAUAGUAUCGUGUAAAUAAAUCAUGGAAUUAAUGAUUUGUUUUCAUUAUUCUGAAUAUGGAUGCCAUUAUGUCACCAUAUAAUUUCCAGGAGAUUAUAGCUAGGUAAUGUAGCUCAUACAAAGGUUUGGAGGAGGAUAACAGCAGAGGGCUGGCCAUUCAAUCUUCCUAAAUAUUUUCCAAGAUGUGUCGACCACUGUGUGCUCUCACACAAACAUCUUAGCUGCCCCACCAUGCGCCUUAGAAAAACAGAUCCAUCCAUUACUUUCUUUUUCAAUUUUUUAGUCAUUUCAAUUUUUUUUUCUCUCUAGAAAACAGAACAGUGAGAAUAGUCUUAUUUUUUCCAUGCUUGAGUUUCUUUUUUCUAUACUUUUCCAAACCUGAUAAUGUAUCAAAUCAAAUUCCAUACUUUCCAUACUUGCGUAGAAACGCUGGGGAUUAAAGUUGUAAUAUACGUAAUCCACAUAAAAAAAGAUUGAAGUCAUAACGGAACAAGAAACAUGUGGUAAAUUUACAAGAAAAAAGUUGUAAUUUAGCAAGAAAAAAAUUCCAAAAACAGUUUUAUGCGAUAAAAAUCAUGAAAUGAGUAAAAAAGCAUGUUUUUUGUACAAGAUUUAAGUCGUAAUGGUAAAUGAUCUUUCACUUGUAUAGCGCUUUUCCACCUUCAAGGCAAUCAAAUUGCUUUGAGACUGUUAGCACAUUUACCUACUGAUGAUGCAGCACCAGGAGCAACUGGGGGUUCAGUAUCUUGCCCAAGGAUACUUCGACAUGAUCACAGCAGGACGGACGAUCGAACCCGCCACCUUCAGGUUGGGAGAUGACCAGUCUACCACCUGAGCCAUGCCGCCUUUUUAACACGUAACAAUGUUAAAAACACAAUUUAGCGAUAAAAUAGUUUACAGGAUUCAAGCUGUUAUAUGACAAAAAAAAGAGUUUAAAAAAGAUUAAAAGUCGUCAUAUAAAUUAAAAAUUUUCAAUCUUUAUGUGAACAUGAACUCAUGUCUUUCCCUUUUUUGUGGGUUCUAAAGAAAGAGAAACAGUUUGCAUGAGGGUGCUAACAAUGCACGUAAUGGGACCCACCUAUCUGAACAUUAAAAAGCCCUCUAAAAAAAACAACAGAACAAUUCUUCGUUGGUUGCUAUGUAGUCUCUUACAGCAAUGUCCUCCAUAUACGCCAUAUACGCAAAGCCUUUCGAUUGAUGGUAACACCGUGUGCCACUCAGUUCAGCAGAAACACUUGAUUUCUGUCGACAUGGCUUGGCAGGCCACCAAGUCAUGCCGGUCCUGACUCUCUCGGCCCCCAUCUGCUCCGACGUUUCACUCUCUCUUCUUGCCCACUUAGCUUCUAAAACCUAUAGCUCAUCCUCCGUACACUCAGGCUCAAAAAGAUAAGGUUCUGGAUCAUUAUUUGUCCAAAAGUAGUUGUCGGCGGCGGCUCUCAUGAAGUCUGCCAUGAUUAGUAGUAGCCAACAGACACACGCUUUCUAUGCUGCUGUUCUUGAUGGAAGUAGUGUUAGCUGCUAUGGGCUCUGUGAAAUUAAUGCCCCCAGGAAAAAUGUUCAAGUAAUGCUUAAAAUGGCAAACAUAUGACAAUACAGUAGGUAUUACAUGUUAUCAUUAAUGUGUUUUAUAGAGGGCUUUAUAGUCGAUAAAGGUGUGUCCCAUUACGUGCAUUGUUACCUCUCACAUGCUAGCUGGUUUUCUCUCUUUAGUCCGCAAAGAAAAGGGAAAGACAUGUAAGUAAGUAAGUAAAAUGUAUUUAUAUACUGUAGCACCUUUCACAGACAAACAAAGUCACAAAGCGCUUCAUAAUCAUAUUUAAAAAAUCACAGCAUACGCACAGUUAAAUAAAACAACACAGUCACGUCAGCCCAAUCAGAAAGCUUUAACAAAUAAAAACAAUUUAAGUUAGAUUUUAAAAGCAUCAGCAGAAUCUAAUGAACGCAGAAAUAGAUGAAGAUCAUCCCAAAGCCUCGGAACAACAACCUGGAAAGAUCGGUCUCCUCUGGUCCGGAAACGAGUACGUGGAACCAUCAGUAGGUUCUGAUCCACAGACCUCAGAGCGCCAACGGGAGUGUAGGGCUGAAUCAGAUCACUUAUAUAAGAAGAGGUCUGACUAUGCAACUCUCUAAAAGUGAGAACUAGAGUUUUAAAAUGUUUCCAACAGGAAACUGGCAGCCAAUGAAGAGAGUUUAGAAUGGGGGAAUGAGGGACACGUUUUUAUGUGUCCUCCUAUUUGUACAGGUCAAAAUCCUUGCUGCAGAGUUUUGCACCAAUCGUAGGCGAGACAGCUCUUUCUUGCCAAGACAUGAGAAGAGACUAUUACAGCAGUCUAAUCGCGAAGUCCCAAAACUUUUGCACCGUGUCACGUGUGCUAGAUCCACGACACCAUCCAUUAAUGUUUAAUCUUGAAUUUAAAGUCAGGGAAAACAUCUCAAAAUGGUUCAUUUUCAUUAAAAAAAUGGUUUAUUAUCAUUAUUAAUGACUUGGUACAUCGAAUCCUUGUUCAUUGAUUGGGUACGUCACUGCUGAAUGCCAACGCGUCAAAGCGUGUCAUCGUGAAGAGUCAUGAUUUGACUUUUGCACUUUGGCACAAGAUCAGUGGCCAUUUUGCAUUGGGAGCAAGUGGGGCAGAGACCCACCUAUCCAGCAGAGAGCAAUGCGGUUAAAAAAAAAGCCCGACAAAUGGCUUCGUGAAUCAUAGUGUAUAAGUAACCUAAUAAUACUUGCGGGGCGAUUAUUUUCUUGAGUGUGACGACAUGUUCCUGCUGGCUCUCCCUGUCCUUACUAUGCUCGCUGCCACGGAGACAAGCCUGUGGGCAUGGCUGCUGCAUGUGUACGUCAUUUUGGGGCACAACUUCUGCCUAGCAACAUAUACCUGUACAUAUGUUGCUGUGCCUCACUAGCUAUAAGUGUGUGUCACAAUAAAUCACGUUGACCAUUUGUUGUCUGUGUGUAGCCUACCUAAAGCGUG